Knipowitschia caucasica is the source of this 4704-nucleotide messenger RNA. Lineage: Eukaryota; Metazoa; Chordata; Actinopteri; Gobiiformes; Gobiidae. The record is from the annotation of a GenBank genome assembly.
AUGGGAAAUACAAUUCAGCAACCCCCUCAGCUUAUUGACUCGGCGAACAUCAGACAGGAUGGCACCUGUGACACUGGUAGUGACCCCGGCGAGGAUGGGCCCUCAUACAACACUGCCCUGGAUGCUGAGUUUUCCUACCCCUCGUCAGCCUCAGAGGACAUGCCUCAGGUCCCCAACGGUUACCCGGCCAGUUUGGGUCUCUACGAGCCGCAGGCAAAGUUCUCGUUGUACUCGCAGUUCCCAAACGGCUCGGCUAACGGCUACGGGGCCAUACGAGGCUACGGCGAGCACGGCCUGUUGCCCGGGGAGGGGACGGUGUUGAGGGGACCAGGGCUCCAGGAUAGGCCGCUGUCCCCCGUGUCGCCUCCUCUCCCCACGCACCAUUCGCACAUCCACCACCAACACCACAUCCACGCGCAGCACGCAUCGCACUACCAGCCGCACAUCCAUCAGCACAGCUCGCCGCCGCCUCAACUGCACCUGUCGCACACGCCGCACAUCAUGAGCCACGCGCUGCCCCCGCCCCCGCCCCUGCACUUGCCCUCGUCCAGCCCGCCACCUUCCCUGGUGGACAGCACGCCCUCGCCACAGCCCGCGCACCCACUGCCCGGCGCCCACAGCGGAGUCCUGAAGAAGACCAGCUCCCCCGAGAUCAAGCUGAAGAUCAUCAAGACGUAUCAGAACGGGAAGGAGCUGUUCGAGUCGGCGUUGUGUGGAGAUCUGCUUCAGGAGCUGCAGGAGUCGCAGAAAAAGCCAACUGGUCCGAUGCAGCGCAGACACGACAGGAAAAAGGAAAAGCGGAAAAAGACGGCCAAGCUGCAGCCGCCACAGGUUCCUCUAAACAGUCUGGAGCCGUGUCCCCAUCAGAGCAGCAGCAUGAGCCCAGAGGAGGAGCCACACGUCCUGCUCCCACAGAGAGAGGGGCCCAGCGCACACACAGGGAAGCCUCACAAGACGGUGAUCCGAGCAGAACCAAAGACUCCCAAAGCGAAACCACAACAGGUGGUCAAAGUUCACCAUCCAUCGGUGAUCCAGGAAACGGGCUUCUGUAAGGAGUUCGUGAUCGGAGACCUGGUGUGGUCGAAGGUGGGCACUUACCCCUGGUGGCCGUGCAUGGUCUCGUCCGACCCCCAGAUGAAGGUGCACACCCGCAUCAACACGAGAGGGCACAGGGAGUACCACGUGCAGUUCUUCGGGAGUGUAGCUGAACGCGCCUGGAUCCACGAGAAGAGGAUCGUCACGUACCAGGGCAAGCAGCAGUUUGAGGAGCUUCAGGCCGAGACGCUGCGCAAGGCCUCCAACCCCGUGGAGAAACAAAAGCUGCUAAAGCCCAUCCCUCAACGAGAGCGCUCGCAGUGGGAGGUCGGAGUGGGCCAUGCUGAAGAAGCCUUUAAGAUGACGCGACAAGAGCGAAUCGACAACUACACUUUCAUCUACGUGGACCCGGACCCCGACGAACCCCCGCCCUCCAAAAAACCCACUCUGAAGCCGGAGAAAUGCACGCGGAGGUCCAGCGGCUCCACAAACCGACGGGAGGAGACCGACGUGAAGUCCCCGGAACGAGAACCGGUCCCACGGCGCCUCCAGCCUCGCCGACAAUGCAGCGUUUCAAACACGGACAAUAACCAGUCUUCGAACGACGAGGCCAGUCCCAAGGAAGAGCCAAACUCCCCCAACCACAAAACGGCCGCAGAGGAAUCGCCGCCACCGGUCCGAGCCUGGAAAACGGCAGCCGCAAGGAAACUUUUACCUCUCUCCAUCACCAUGAAGAGGUUAAACGUGGAGAUUACAAAGUGUGACUGGCCUCUGCUGCAGAAGAAAACAGUAACUUUGCCGAAAAAGGAGGUAGAGAAUGAAGAGAUCGAAAACGAGGAACCAGUGGAGAAGGAAUUGAGGCAACCAGAUCUGGGGUACUGCUCUCCAGAGGACUGUCAGGCGAAACCAGAGGCGAGUCCUGAGGAAGAGGAGGACGAAGAGGAGGUAGAGGAGGAGGAGGUGGACGAGAGGAGAGAUUCCCCCGUGAGUCAAAGUCAAAGUGAAGCAGGAGUGCAGCCGAGCUCUUCCCCCGGCUCUCCACACAGCAGCCCCCACGGUUCUCAGGAGAGAAAGUUGCAGCGGCGGUCGAUACGAAGCAGAUCUGAGUCAGAGAGGAGCAGUGACGUCGUCCCCAAGAAGAAAACAAAAAAGGAGCAGGCUGAGAUGGCCCCAGAGACAACUCAGAAAACCGGUUCACAAAAAGGAGCCAGUGAAAUCUCAGACGCCUGUAAACCUCUGAAGAAACGAAGCCGAGCGUCCACCGAUGUAGAAAUCACUUCCUCUCAGUACAGAGACACGUCAGACUCCGAUUCCAGAGGCCUCAGUGAUCCUCAGGGCUUGUUUGGGAAGAGUCUGGACAGUCCGGCAGCAGCAGACGCAGACGCCUCAGACACUCAGUCGGUGGACUCUGGUUUAUCGCGGCAGGACGGCAGCACGGGGAAAAGUGACACUGUCUGUCAGAUUUGUGAAGUGCACGGAGAGGGCCUGGUUGUGUGUGAAGGAGACUGCAGCAGACACUUCCACUUAGACUGCCUCGGCCUGACGUCUUUACCCGAAGGCCGGUUCACCUGCUCAGAAUGCAGAAAUGGCAAUCACCCUUGUUUCAGUUGUAAAAGCGCGGGCUCGGAGGUCACUCGCUGCUCCGUGUCUGGAUGCGGCUGUUACUAUCAUAAAGACUGUGUUCAGAAGCUGCCAGGGACCACCCCCGGGCAGGAGGGGGGCUUCUGCUGCCCCCAACACUGCUGCUCCACCUGCUGCCUGGAGAGAGACCUGCAGAGAGCCUCCAAAGGGCGUCUGAUGCGCUGUAUCCGCUGCCCGGUGGCGUACCACACUGGAGACAGCUGUGUGGCCGCAGGGAGUGUGGUGCUGACCCAUCACACCAUGAUCUGCAGCAGCCACAGCGGCAAGAAGAACGGCCUCCUCACCUCACCCGUCAAUGUGGGCUGGUGCUUCCUGUGCGACAGAGGGCUGUUAGUGCAAGACCUUACUGACACCAUAUUAAGUUCAUAUGCCUAUAAGUCCCACUACCUUCUGACUGAGUCAAAUCGUGCUGAGUUGAAAUUACCUAUGAUUCCCUCUCCUUCGUCAGCUACCAAAAAGAAUAUUGGGAAAGGGGGAAAGCUGCUCUGCUGUGAUUCAUGUCCGGCCUCCUUCCAUCCGGAGUGUUUGGAGAUGGAGCUUCCAGACGGGCCCUGGUCCUGCUCCAACUGCAAGGCUGGGAAGAAACCGCAUUACAAACAGAUUGUCUGGGUCAAACUGGGCAACUACAGGUGGUGGCCCGCGGAGAUCUGCAAUCCUCGUCUGGUGCCGUCAAACAUCCAGAGCCUCCGUCACGACAUCGGCGACUUUCCCGUCUUCUUCUUCGGCUCUCACGACUACUACUGGAUCAACCAGGGCCGUGUGUUUCCUUAUGUGGACAACGAUAAGAACUUUGUCGCUGGUCAAGUUAACGUCAACAAAACGUUUAAGAAAGCUCUUGAAGAAGCAGCGCGGAGGUUUCAAGAACUCAAGGCUCAAAGAGAGAGCAGAGAGGCCUUGGAACAGGAACGCAACUCUCGGAAACCCCCACCGUACAAGAUCAUUAAGUCCAAUAAACCGGUGGGGAAAGUCCAGAUGCAUGUUGCGGACUUGUCGGAAGUCCCUCGGUGUAACUGUCGGCCGUCGGACAAGCGUCCGUGUGGCCUGGACUCGCAGUGUCUGAACCGCAUGCUGCAGUACGAGUGCCAUCCACAGGUGUGUCCCGCGGGCGAGAGCUGUGAAAACCAGUGCUUCUCCAAACGCCUUUACGCCGACACCGAAGUCUUCAAGACCGACAUCUGCGGCUGGGGCCUGAAAACCAACCAGGCUCUGAGAAAGGGGGAUUUUGUGACUGAAUAUGUGGGAGAAGUGAUCGACUCGGAGGAAUGCCAACAGAGAAUCAAACUCGCCCACGAAAACCACGUGUCCAACUUCUACAUGCUCACGCUCACAAAGGAUCGAGUGAUCGACGCCGGUCCAAAGGGAAACUCCGCUCGCUUCAUGAACCACAGCUGCAGCCCCAACUGUGAGACGCAGAAGUGGACGGUCAACGGAGACGUGCACAUCGGCCUCUUCGCUCUGACUGACAUCGAAGCUGGCUCAGAGCUGACGUUCAACUACAACCUUCACUGUGUGGGGAACAGGAGGACGUCGUGUCACUGUGGAUCCGAUAACUGCUCCGGAUUCCUCGGGGUCCAGCCAACUAGUGCACAAGUUAUUGAAAAAGAGGAGAAGGCUAAAAACUCCAAGUUAAAGCCCAAGAAGAGGAAGCUCCGGCCGGAAGGAAAGCAGCCGCACGAGUAUUUCUGCUUCUGCUGCGGGAAAGGCGGAGAACUUGUCAUGUGCGAUCGCAAAGACUGUCCCAAAGCCUACCAUCUCCUGUGUCUCAGCCUCAACAAGCCUCCAUACGGGCGGUGGGAAUGCCCGUGGCACGACUGCAGCGUGUGCGGCGCCGCGGCCUCGUCCCAGUGCGACUUUUGCCCGCGCUCCUUCUGCCCCGAGCACGACGACAACUCCCUCAAAGUCUCCUCCCUGGACGAGCGCCUGUGCUGCUCCCACCACAGCCUGCGGGACCCCCUGGGCACCGCCACGCGCCCACGCACUUACGCCCGCGUCAAAGAGGAGCCCACGGAGACGGCGGACUCCAAGUGA